UUUCGGUCUGUCCGACUUCUCGCCUGAAUGAAACACCGGAGCGACGCCACCUCCAGCGAAGCAGACUGUUGGUGGCGAUAAAAAAAUAAUAAUAAAAAAACCCGACUGCAACCUUCUUCUGCAGCGCGUCUUCUUUUCUCCAAACAUUUUCAGACAGGCCGCGCGCAGCGCUCCGUCUGCUGGACCUUGACGCGCCAGCAUGGACCCACGAAAAGUGACAGAGCUGAAGGGCUUCGUGCAGAUGUGCGAGUCCAAUCCGGGGAUCCUGCACCUUCCGGAGAUGGGAUUCUUCCGCAGCUGGCUGCAGAGUAUGGGCGCUAAUAUCCCUCCUCCGGCUAAGAAACAGGAUUCAUGCCAGGGUGGCUGUCCGUGUGGGCCGUCCCCCUCGGCGGCGCCGCCUCCUGAGCCUGAGCUUCCUGUGGAUUCUGAGAGCGAGGAGAGUGAAAUAGAAAUCGACAAUGAAGGAGUGAUAGAGCCGGACACAGACGAUCUGCAGGAGAUGGGAGAGUUUGACAACAUCGAGGUCACAGAGGAGAUGAUGGACCAAGCCAACGAGAAGAAGAUCGAAGCGAUCAACGCCCUCGGAGAAGGCGACCUUCAGAAAGCGUUGGAUCUGUUCACAGAAGCCAUCAAGCUGAACCCUCGAGUAGCCAUCCUUUACGCCAAGCGGGCGAGCGUGUUCAUCAAAAUGCAGAAGCCCAACGCAGCCAUCAGAGACUGCAACAGAGCCAUCAGCAUCAACCCAGACUCUGCACAGCCGUACAAGUGGAGGGGCAAAGCUCACAGGCUGCUUGGUCACUGGGAGGACGCAGCCAAAGACCUGGCCACAGCCUGUAAGCUGGACUACGACGAGGAUGCCAGCACGCUGCUAAAGGAAGUGCAGCCAAAGGCUAAUAAAAUCAUGGAGCACAGACGCAAAUAUGAGCGGAAGAGGGAAGAGAAGGAGAUCAAAGAGAAACAAGAGCGCAUAAAGAAAGCCCGAGAGGAGCACGCGCGCGCACAGAGGGACGAGGAAGCGCGGCAGUUUGGAGGAGGAUACUUCCCAGGAGCUGCUGGCUUCCCGGGCGCCACGCCCCCUGGUGGUAUGCCCGGUCUGGGUGAGCUCUUCAAGGAUCCUGAGCUGCUCAACGCCAUGAAGGACCCCGAGGUCAUGGCCGCAUUCCAGGAUGUGGCGCAGAACCCGGCCAACAUCUCCAAGUAUCAAAACAACCCCAAAAUCAUGGCCCUGGUCACCAAGCUGAGUGCCAAGUUCGGAGCCUCCCCACAACCGUAG
Poecilia latipinna (sailfin molly) is the source of this 1273-nucleotide messenger RNA. It is a transcript of the gene st13, whose product is annotated as ST13 Hsp70 interacting protein. Gene Ontology annotation, molecular function: protein dimerization activity; Hsp70 protein binding. The record is from RefSeq and is a predicted model, not a curated record. The transcript is spliced from 13 exons. The coding region runs from base 200 to 1273 and encodes 357 amino acids. Lineage: Eukaryota; Metazoa; Chordata; Actinopteri; Cyprinodontiformes; Poeciliidae.